Molecule: messenger RNA, 867 nt
Organism: Venturia canescens
Lineage: Eukaryota; Metazoa; Arthropoda; Insecta; Hymenoptera; Ichneumonidae
Product: serine protease inhibitor 3/4-like
Exons: 6
Coding region: 1-867 (288 amino acids)
Molecular function (GO): serine-type endopeptidase inhibitor activity
Source: RefSeq, a predicted model, not a curated record
AUGAUUCGACUUCUAUGUCGUGCUCCCGGCAUCAUUUUUAUGAAUACCAUUUACUUCAAGAGAACUUGGAAAAAGCCAUUCAAUAAAUCCCUCACUGUACCACGUCCUUUUCACGCAAUCAACAAUCACACGGUCGACGUACCAACUAUGUACACACUCGGACGUUUUAAACACGGCCGGAUUGAUGCUUACAAAGCCCAGUUCGUUGAAUUUCUUUACGCAAGUAAUGACAAAAGCGACACGAUGAGCAUGUUCAUAAUACUGCCGGACGAUUGUGUGUACAACGUUUGGUCACCGCUGAUACCGGCACUAGAGCCUGAGACCUUAAUGGAGAAGUUUUCGAACAGCACGGAGAAGGAUGUCGAAGUUUAUUUGCCGCAAUUCAGAAUUGAAACUGACCUUCGAUUGGAUUCAAUAAUUGGCUGGUUCUUCCAUUCGUGGUUCCGUGCCAGUUUGAUAGCCAAAGAUUCGAGAGUUCUCGAUCCAUCGAUAUCGCUGAAUGUCACUAAAACCAAAACAAAAGUUGUGAUCGAAGUCGACGAAUCUGGUCAAGAAACAGCUGGAUCAACCGGAGUGUUUUAUAAUACAACCGAGCCUGCGACAUCAGAUCGAAAAACUCGAUCCGUUCCUCAGGGAGUUACACAAUUUAAAGUGGAUCAUUAUUUCGUCGCAGUUUGUAUAGUGAAGGGGAAAAUCCACACUGAAGCCUUUUACUUUCAUUCCACCGGCAGGAUUGACACGAGCGGUUUGCUCAAAAGUUUCAAAAUCCUCGACACUAAACCACCGAUACUUUGGAUCAAAAUUUUGGAUCGGACUAAAAAGUACUUGGAAUGGUUGAUUGAAGUGACAAGGCUCUCGAGCGACUAA